AUGCAACAGUUAAUCGUGCCGAUCGUCUUGAAAAGGUCAAUCGCAAUGACAUUCAUUCCACAUGGAUCCUUCAUCGCAGUGGACGAUUUUGAAUCACCAAAACAUCUCGCCGAUUACCUGAAACGUUUACUCGCCAACAAAGAUGAAUAUUUGAAAUAUUUUCAAUGGACAAAGCGAUACUCGAAAAACUUUGAUGAUGACUACGGUUGUGGCUUAUGCAGAUUCAUUCAUCAGAAUGCGAAUAAGCAUCGAGUAGUAUCGGACAUCAGCGACUGGUGGUUCAAUGGAGCGACAUGUAUCAAUGAUUUUGCUUCGACGUUCCUCAAAAAUAGUUCCACUGACAUCAGCUCGACUCGACCGACGAGUAGCUACCGUUCUAGCGAUGGACAAACCCAGCGUUCAAUAAGACCUCAGAUAUAA
Molecule: messenger RNA, 420 nt
Organism: Anisakis simplex (herring worm)
Lineage: Eukaryota; Metazoa; Nematoda; Chromadorea; Rhabditida; Anisakidae
Source: the annotation of a GenBank genome assembly